UCAACUUGAUUCUUCACUUACUUGGAACCUAAACCCCUACAAUGGCGAAAGAGGGAGCAAAUGCUUCAGAAGACGAAAACGGAGCAGCUCCAUCUAAGCGGCAACACAAAUCAAAAUCCAAAAGAGAAGAUGAAACUGAAUCCGAAUCCAAAUCCGGAUCCGAACGGGAACGAGAAGUGAGAAAACACCGGAGAAAGAGAAGUCGAAGUCGAAGUUCUAGGAGAAGAUCGCGGGAUGAUUCGUAUUCGUCAUCAUCUGGAGAAGAUUCGUAUUCGGACUCUGAAGACUCGUAUUCGGAUUCGGAGUCGGGUAGUAGUUCGGAGUAUUCGGAUUCAGAAGAGGAGAGAAGGCGUAGAAAGAGGAGAGAUAGGAAGAGAAGAGAGGAAAAAGAGAAAGAGAAGAAACGAAAGCUGAGGAAAGAGAAGGAGAAGAAGAAGAGGAGGAAGAAGGAGAAAGAGAAGGAGAGAAAGAAGAAAAAGAAAGAGAAGGGGAAAACUGGUGCUGUUACAAACUCUUGGGGAAAAUAUGGAAUCAUCAAGGAAACUGAUAUGUGGAACAAACGGCCAGAGUUUACCGCAUGGUUGGCAGAAAUAAAGAAGGUGAAUCUGGAAAGCCUGCCAAAUUGGGAAGAGAAGCAACUGUUCAAGCAAUUCAUGGAGGAUCAUAAUACUGCAACCUUCCCUUCUAAAAAAUAUUAUAACCUUGACGCCUAUUACAGACGUAAAAUGGAAAAGGAAUGCAGAAGAGGUGUCAAGAAGGUCAUGGACGAUGAACGUACUGUCUUCGAUGAUGAAGAACAGCGCAGGCAAGAAUUGAUGCGAGAACGUGAGAAGCACAAGCAAGAACAGGUGGAAGCAUUGAAGUGCGAGAUGCAGAGUGGAAUGGCGCAAGCAAUGAAAGAACAAGCUCAAUUAAGAGAAGAGAUGGCUUAUCAAUACAAGCUUGGUAACUUUGAGGCUGCAGCUGCUAUUCAAAGACGUUUGGACCCUGAUCUCCCUAUGUAGACGAGGUCCUGCAAAAUUUUGGCCUAGGCUACAACGGAUUACAUUAGACUACAUGUUUUAGUUUUACUCGCUCCUUUUCGCUGAGUAAAUAUGCUUGCAGAUUCAUCUGCAAGUCUGCGCUUCUUACUAGAUAUCACUAGGCUAGAUGAGUUGAAAUCUGGUCCAUGUAUUGUUGUGUAAUAUCAUCUGCACUCCCAUCUUUUUACUCUGUUCUCCACCUUAAUGAUGUUAAGUGACAAAUUAACCUUGCAUUAAGACUGAUGUCGAAUGUCCUAUAAAAUGUUACCUGUU
Messenger RNA from Solanum tuberosum (potato), 1295 nucleotides. Its product is annotated as RNA-binding protein 25. NCBI's taxonomy places the organism in Eukaryota, Viridiplantae, Streptophyta, Magnoliopsida, Solanales, Solanaceae. Bases 42 to 1004 code for a protein of 320 amino acids. The record is from RefSeq and is a predicted model, not a curated record. The transcript has 8 exons.